AUGAACAUACAAAACUCUGCAUUUUGUAGAAGUUGCAAAAAAGCUUUGUUUAGUCACCAAGAAUUAUUCUUUUAUAGAGAUAUAAAUGGUGGACUUCAUUUAGUGAUUGCAAAUGAAGAUAAAAGAGACAAAGUUUGGUACACUGGAGAUAAUCCAUCAGACAAGAAUAGAAACAAGACACCGUACAAGGUACAUUGCUUGGGUUGUAAAAAGGCUAUUGGUAAUCAUGUCAAUCAGUUUUUGGACCAUUUGCCAUACGUACUGACACUGGAUAGUGAAGAGGUAGCCUUGACACACGAACAUCUUGCCAUCAAGUUUUCUAAACAAAAGAAAUGGAAAGAGGUUCAAGGACGUGUAGGAAACUUAAUUCCAGAGUACUCAUCAGCCACUCUACCUGGAGCACCAAAGAUAAAGUCAUCAAACAAACCAUACAAACCAACUGAAUUGCCAAGGGAUGAAGAACACUUUGAGGAAAUCUGUCAAACUGUACAACUGGUCUUUAAACCAUAUGACUAUCAAUGGGAGUCAACAAGGCAAUCAGUACCAAAAAAUACUAUUGUCGUCUUACCAACAGGUAAAGGAAAGACUAAAAUAGCAGUAAUGGUAAUGAAAAUUCUUUAUCAACUAAAUAACUUGAAACAAGAAGAAAAGGAAACCUAUCAAAAAAGAAUGAUUCUAUUUUUGACCAACAAAAUUCCAUUGGCUGAACAACAGGCCAAAGCCAUCAAACAAGAUUGUCCAGAUUUAAAGAUACAUCUGAGAACUGGAGAAGGUGAGAGUGGUAACAUUAUGGAGGAUCGUCAAUAUGAUGUUAUCGUAUGUACAGCAGACAUUAUUAGAAAUUGGAUUGGAUACAAUAUGGCAUCGAUGAAAGAUUUCUAUCUUGUCAUUUAUGAUGAGUGCCAUCAUGCAACUGGUGAACAUGUAUUUGUUAAAUUGGCAGAAGAAAUUAAAAAGCUUGAUAGAGAAUUUCAACCAAGAAUAUUGGGAUUGACAGCAUCACCAAGUACAGGUGGUAAAGAUACAAGUCAAAUAAUGAAAAAUAUUGAUGCUUUGGAAAGAAAUAUUGGAUCGACUAUUUUUAGACCAAAGUCUUUACCAAUGGAGAAUCCAUUAGAGAUGGAAAGUAUAGUGUAUCAAUUUACAAGACAGGAAAUUGGUACUCGUAAAGAAAUUGAUAGUGUUUUGGCAGAAGCUACCAAACGGUUGUGUGACGAGUUAAAAUUUACCGAUCCAAACCUACGAUACAAUGAUCAAAACUAUACAUCAUUCUAUCAGGGGUUAAAGAAAUUAGAUGACUAUCACAGAGACCAAAACCCACCUCGCAUGACAAGUGUUCCAAGUGGUUUGCUCUACAAAUUAUUCAAUUUAAUUGGUAUUUUACAAGUACAAGGUAUCCAAGCUGUACUUACUAGUAUUGUAGAGGAUUUGCAAAUGGAUGAACUAGAUAGUUAUUACACUAGUGCCUACAUGUAUUAUAUGAAGAAAAUACAAAAAGGAGUCUUGGAUCAAUUUGUUGGAACAAAUCCACCACUUUACUCAUCAAAGUACAAAGCUCUAAGAGACUACAUCAAUAACUUUAUUGAAAAAUCCGUUGCAAAUGAUACCAUUUCAGAUGUUCGUGGAAUUGUUUUUGUUAAAACUCGUCAAGGUUGUUCCGAUUUAAUUAAAUUACUUAAAAAGGAACCUGUAAAUUUACAUAUUAAAUCAAAAUUAUUUGUUGGACAUACUGGUGAAGAUGGUAUGUCUACUGAAAAACAAAAUAGAAUCAUGGAGAGUUUUAGAAAAGGUGAUUGUAAAUUCCUUGUUGCUACAAGUGUACUUGAAGAAGGUAUUGAUGUUCAACAAUGUAAUAUGGUCAUUAGUUUUGAUCCAGAUUUAAAUUUAAGAAAUAUGAUUCAAAGAAGAGGAAGGGCAAGAAGUAAAGAUGGUAAAUUUGCAUACUUGAUUAAAGAAGGUGAAACAGAUGAAAUUAAAUCAUUGGAGAAAAACGAAAUUCUUAUGGCCAAGAUUAUUUUGGAGUAUAUGGAUGUAAGAAAAUCGGAAUAUGAAAACUCGAUCAAACAAUACAAGUUUAUCGAUGGAUCUUAUUCUCUAGAUAGAGCUCACCACUCUUUGGUUUUAUCUUUCUAUCAUUACGAUGAAGACCUUUUACAGGAACGAUUAAAGAGUUUGGAACCAAAAUCAAUUGAAGAAGUGUAUUCGAAAAAAGAAAAGAGAAGAUACUUGAAUCAAUACUUGUUGGUUGGUAUGGAAACCAACACCCAAUCAUUUGAAGAUCUAUUCAAAUCGGUUGCAUUGGCGCCAUCAGAGCAAGACCCAUCUUCAGAUGUUGCAUCAAACAACCCUUGCUAUUUCUGGGGUGCGGCAGUAAACAUUCAUGAAAAGCACUCGAUCAGUGGAUCCGACAAGACAGAUAGUUACUUUAGUCGUGCCAAUAUCAAGGUUGGCAACUUUUCAACGCCAACAUGUUUUGUUCCCUCCAAAGAGUACCCAUACUCUAGUUUCAAAGUUGAUCCUACCCAAAGAAAGGUCACUAUCGGAACAAAGGAUCCAAUGCUCACAAUUGGGACUAUCUAUCAUGAAAUCUACUUUGAAGAUUUGGAUGACUUUUUGUUGUACGAUGUUAUUAAAAAAGUAUUUUAUAUCAUCCUCAAAAGACCACCUAAAUUCAUAGCCAAGACUAUAGAUGAUGCUGACCCGAUGAAUCUCUUCGAACAAUUCUACGUUGAUUGGAAUGGACCUGCAAGAGUUUCCUACAGAUACAUGUUGCCAACAGACUAUGUGGAAAUUGGCGCACUUAAAGAUUGUUAUGCAUAUCAAAUCGAAUUCAUAGAAGAGUUGGACAUUGAAGACAUGUAUUAUGGUUGGGAAGAGGAACAACCAACUGAUACCAUUCCAUUUGAAAAAUUGAUUUCUAGAAAGUUAAAAUCUACCUUUUUAUAUUAUUGUUCAAUUUUGGAAGAUGAUACACAUCAAGAUGAUGAUGGAUCACAUCAUUUAUCCGAUUUACGAAAACCUCUAUCUCAAGAUCAUUAUUAUUUAUUAAAUGUUUUAAAAUCGAAUAAGGAAUUUGGUAAAACAUUGAUAGAUUCAAAGUUUUAUGAAAAUAUGGAUUUGGUUAAAGGAAAAGAGAAUAGAUAUGAAUAUUUGAUGAGAGCAAUUGAUUCAGCUCCAUUUGACAAUAGAUUCUAUCAAAUUGAUAGAAUUGGAAAGGUUAAUUUGAAUUCGCCAUUGGAUAGUCUACAAGCAACUCGCGAAAACUAUGCAUUGAUCAAAAAUGUAUAUAUCACACCUACUCGAACUCUAUUCCAAAAACCAUCAAUGUACCAACUCAAUCGUGCUCUUAGAAGAUAUGGUGCCGAUAAUUUCCUGCUCGUUCAUUUUGUCGAAGAGAAUCUUGAUGAAAAGGUCGAAUAUUCCAAGUUUCAAACUAAAAGCAUCGAAAACAUUCUAUUAGAAGGUAUAAUGAUUGAAGGAAUUGGAAGAUUCCAUUAUAUUGGUAAUAGUGCCAGUCAAGCAAGAAGCUCUAGUUGUUGGUUUACAAAUAAUAGAAAUGAUAUUGACACGAUUAGAAAUCAAUUGGUUGAUCUUUCAAUCAACACUGGUAUUGCCAACCCUAGAAAAUACCUACGUUCGCUAGGUCUGGUAUUCUCUGGUACAACACCUUCUAUCAUUAUACCCAACAACCAAUACAACGAAAACCUAGAUGAUGUAAGGAAUGAUGAAGCUAUAUUUACAGAAGGUAUUGGUUUUAUUGGAAAGAAUUUGGCCAACAAAAUCAAUGCUGAAAAUAGUUUCCCGCUUGGAACAUCUUCUUAUCAAAUCCGUAUUGGUGGAAACAAGGGUGUCGUAUCAGUACAUCACUCUAUCGAAAACGGAAUCUAUCUUCGAAAUAGUAUGAAAAAGUUCAAUACCAACAACAGCGAGAUGAACAGAACACUCGAAAUCAUCUCUAUUGCAUCUAAAAAGAAUUGUACACUCAAUCGACAAAUCAUCAAUCUCUUUGGUGGUUUGGGUGUACCCGACAGAUUAUUCUUAAUGUUGGUAAUGGAAUGUUUAGAGAAAUUAGCUCUCAUCCUCCAAGAUUCAUCGAUGGCUAGAUCAGAAUUAAAGAAUAUAGAUUUCUUUAAUCAAUCUGAACCUACUGAGAAGGAGUUAUUAUACGAUCCCCUCAUUCGUCGUAUAUUACAUACUCUUUACAAAAAACAAUUAACCAAAUAUUUGGAUUUUUGUUUUAUUCCAAUCAAAAAUGCUAGAACUCUUCUUGGAGUAAUAGAUGAAACUGGAACAUUGGAGGAAAACCAAGUAUUUGUUAGAAUCACAGCAGAUAAUAAUGAAAUUAUAGUGAUUCAAAGUAAUGUUGCAGUUGUAAAGAAUCCUUGUCUUCAUCCAGGUGAUGUACAACUUGCAAUGGGUGUUGAUAAUCAACUACUACAUCAUAUGCUAGAUGUAGUUGUUUUCUCUCAAAAAGGAACCAUUCCACUCUUUUCCAAAUGUUCUGGUUCCGAUCUCGAUGGUGAUCGUUAUUUUGUCUGUUUUGACACGGAUAUGGUCAAUACUAUCGUACAACACAAAGAUUUUUGCAAUUUGCCAUCAAAAUCUGAUUCUACUGUCAAGGAAAUCAACAAAGAUACAGUGAUUCAACAAUUUAUCGAGAAUACUCAAAAGGGAAGAUUAGGACAAAUCGCACUCAGCCAUCUUGCCAUCUCUGACUACAAGUCACCAACCGACGAUCUAGCCAUUGAACUUGCAAUAGAGCAUUUCAAAGAAGUUGAUUUUGUAAAGACCAAUAUUCAUGGUACCGUCCCCGAACAAGCUCUAGAGCUUACAAAUUAUGGCAGAAGGUAUCCAAUGUUUAUGAAAGCAUCGGUUGGUGCCAACAAAGAAUUUUCAGAGUCGACCAAAGUUCUUGGUAAGAUCUACAAUCAAUGUAGUUCUCUUGUUAGUGUAGCUCAAUAUCUUCCAGACUCUAGAGUCGACGAAUCAAUCUUGGUCAGCGGAUAUGAAGACUAUGUAGAGGAUGCAAGACACCAAUUUAAAAACUACAAAAAGGAAAUUAGAUACCUAAGAUCAAAGUAUAAUAUUGAAAAGGAAGAGGAUAUUAUCAGUAGUUAUAUGGACAAUUCGAUGAGUGGAUCAUCAUACUCAAAGAAUAUAGUAGAGGAUGCAUACAAUCAAUUCUCAGUCCUAGCAGUACAUUAUAGAGAUCUAUUCCUCUUACCAUUUAAAUCAAAGGAAAGUGGUGGUGGUGUUUCAGAUGAAGAUAUCGUCAUCAAAUAUAGACAAGAAAUUGAUAAAAAGGUUUCAGCAUGGUAUUUUGUUUCUUAUGGUGAUGAUAAACUUGAAAAGGUAUUAAGUUUUUAUUGGAUUGUAAAAAGAUAUAUUAAUUUAAAUAGUGAAAGAUAUCAAGUAGAUAGAAAUCUAUUAUCAAAAGAUAUUAUUUCAAAUGUUUUAAAGAAUCAAUGUGAACUGUUUUCAUCGUUUGCAACAAGAUGUCAAAUAUUGAAAAGUGUGAUUAGUGGAUUGAAAAAGUAUUGUCCAGAAUACUUUUCCGAAGCCAAUCUAUUGCUUUAUGGAAGUUCAUCAUUUUUCCUUCAUUCUCCAACUCAAUCUGAUAUCGAUAUCUAUUUGUACACCAAUCAUGGCAGUGCUCUAACAAAUGAUGAUAUAUUUAAAAAGGUUGAACUCGUCCUUAGAUCAAAUGAUAUCGAUGUUGAACACAUUGAAUACAUUGAAAAGACGGCAGUUCCUAUUGUCACUUUUACAAGCAAUGGUAUAUCUUGUGACAUUUCACUCGAUUCUAAUGGAUUUGAUAAAACAAAUUAUGUUUGUUCUUAUAUUGACAAGUAUCCAUUCCUCUAUCCAUUCCUUUAUACUGUGGUGUCGUGGGGUAGAGAAACUGGACUGUUGAUACAUCAAGUAACCGACAUCAAAACAAGAAACCUAAAGACUUGGGCAUUGGUUUGGAUGGUCAUAGAGUAUUGCCUCAAAAAAAAUAUCAUUCAAAAGAUGGAACCUGUUUUCUACACGAAUGACUCCCCCUUUUCAAAAUUAGAAUGGUGGACCAAUAUCUUUAGAAUAAUUAGUAACGACGUAGACAAUAGUAUUGAACAAGUCAUUGGAAAGUAUGUAUUGGACUUUUUCAAAUUCUACACCAAAGAGCUCAGUUUUGGUUAUUUCAACGCUACUCAAUACAAGUUGGUAUGUCCUUUGGAUCGUGUUGAUUUACCAUCUCUGUUACUCGAGCCUGUUUAUCCCAACUAUCACUUUUUACAAGAAACCUUCCAACUUGCAUUCCACUCGCUUUCGUCCAAGGGUGGAAGUAUCACAGAGUUUUUCAAACACUGUCACAACAAAAACUCUAAAGUGAUUUAUCUCGAUCGUCUGUUGGUACACCGACUCAGGGGAGGUGAUGACAUGUCAUUCUUUGAAAACAAUUUAAAGGUUAAAACUGGUGCAACCAACGUUGACAUUCGUCACAUCAAAGGCAAUAGAUACCAGAUGAAGAUAUCUGGUGAUCCAGAAUCCAUUCAAAUGGUCAUUGAAGAGGUUGCAAAUCUCUCCAACAAUAUAUCAACCACUCCAUUCUCAUCGACCAAAAAGAUUGUUACUGGAGGUGGUACUACUCUUUUAAUGGAAGGUUCAGAGACCAAUGGCAACACGAUUAUAUUUGUCAAUAGUACUAGACGUGUGCAUGUUCAACAUUUGGGAAAACGACCUUCUUUCCCAAUGCUCAAAGUUCCAAAUCAGAAUAUUGGUAUUUUGGAUGACGCUCACAUGGAAUACACCAACACUAUCUACCGACAACUCGAAAGAUUCUAUUAUUUUGGAGAGGCAGCUGUGCAUUGGGGUGAUACUCAAGCUCACAUUCGAUUUGGUCAAAUCUACUUUAUCAAUGUCUCUCAUAGUGGUUGUGAAAAGACUCUUGCUGAAACAAGAUUGGGUAUGUCAAAGGGUAGUAAAGAAACGGUCAAAUUUGAAUUAAGUGGUAAUGUAGUCAUCAAACAAGACCACAUUAAAAAGGUUAAAGAAUCUAAAAAGAAGGAUCUUUCAGACUCUGAUGGUCAACCAAGUGGACCGAUUGUAGACACUGCAUCAGUUGCCUUUGUCGAUAGAGGAAAUGAAGACGAGGAAAAGCAAUCAAACAAAACCUCUGAGCCAAAGUCAUCAUUCUUUACAUUUGUCUUGGAUUCUGUCAGAUCGAUGGAAGAUCUUUUACUCGGUGAGGGAUGGACACUCCGUGACAAACCACAUAAAUCCCCUCUUGUUAUCCACAUGACACUCAAUACUUUGGACCGUCUCAAGAAAAAGACAGAGUACAAGAUUAGAGUAUCCAAAGAUUUUAAAAAGAUUGUCAUGCAAAACCCAACCCUUACAUGGUUUGGAUCGGAUCUAAAGUCUAGAAACGAUGAACACUUUGACCUUCGUUAUUCUAUACAAUCGAGAAAAGCAUACCCCAAGAUAUUUGUUGGUGACGAGGAAAGUUGCAAAGCAGAAUGGAUUAAAAAACAACCAUACAUGGAUGCACAUCUAUUGGGCAAACUGUUAAUCACACCAAACCGUGUCAACACUCUUACCAAAUACGAAGUCCAUCCAGAGAUUAAAGAGAAUAUUGUAUUGAUCCGAGAACACACAAAUAAUAGAACCUAUGUUCCACCGGCCGGACAUCCACUUGCCUACUAUAACAUCUCUGCCACGCUGACAGAAAUUCAAGAAUUUGAUAAGUCUGGCAAGAUCCUAACCAAAAAGACUGAAUUGGAAUUCUCAAUGAACCUUCCAAGACAAGUUGACACUGCCCUCUUUGUAACUCCCUAUUGGCAACAAGGUAUCGAUUUCUUAAAUCUUUUAAACAAAAAAAAGGAUGACAUUGAUUCUGAUUGUCAUGAUAACAAACGUCAACAUUAUGAAGUUGGUAAUGAUCAUUGUUUUAAAUAA
Cavenderia fasciculata is the source of this 7938-nucleotide messenger RNA. It is a transcript of the gene rrpA, whose product is annotated as RNA-directed RNA polymerase. The coding region runs from base 1 to 7938 and encodes 2645 amino acids. The transcript has 9 exons. Gene Ontology annotation, molecular function: DNA binding; hydrolase activity; ATP binding. Gene Ontology annotation, cellular component: nuclear RNA-directed RNA polymerase complex. The record is from RefSeq and is a predicted model, not a curated record. NCBI's taxonomy places the organism in Eukaryota, Evosea, Eumycetozoa, Acytosteliales, Cavenderiaceae. Gene Ontology annotation, biological process: siRNA processing.